This is a messenger RNA of Perognathus longimembris pacificus (Pacific pocket mouse), 2402 nucleotides long. It is a transcript of the gene Lbx1, whose product is annotated as ladybird homeobox 1. Bases 448 to 1293 code for a protein of 281 amino acids. Gene Ontology annotation, biological process: regulation of DNA-templated transcription. The transcript is spliced from 3 exons. Lineage: Eukaryota; Metazoa; Chordata; Mammalia; Rodentia; Heteromyidae. The record is from RefSeq and is a predicted model, not a curated record. Gene Ontology annotation, molecular function: DNA binding; DNA-binding transcription factor activity, RNA polymerase II-specific.
CCCUACAGGCCUCGACAGCCUGACGGGAGGAAAGAGUGCAAGAUCGCCGGAGGAGUCCGGGAUCCGCGCCCUCGCCUCGGCUCUUCCAACUGCCGCGGCCAGGACCCGGGGCCAGGAGCCGCCGCCGAGCCACCUGACACCUUUAAAUAGCACCGGGGCUGGCGAAACUGGAGCCCCGCGCGGCGCUCCCCGGCUCCAGCCCCGGAUUGCUGGAAGCCCCGGCGGCCGCGGCGGUGGUGCCCGCGUCAGCGCGCUCCUCUCGGGGCCCCGGGCGGCUCGGCUCGCCUCGGUCACCGCGCUAAUCACCCGGUGCCCGCCCGCGUCCAACUCGGCGCGGCCUCCUUCCCACCCCUCGCCGCCCUCCCGCACCGUCCGACGCCCGAGCUGCCCGCGGGCUGGGUCCCCGCGGCCCGAGCCUCCCCGGCCGGGCCCCCAGACGAGGCCGAGAUGACUUCCAAGGAGGACGGCAAGGCGGCGCCGGGGGAGGAGCGGCGGCGCAGCCCGCUAGACCACCUGCCGCCGCCCGCCAACUCCAACAAGCCGCUGACGCCAUUCAGCAUUGAGGACAUCCUCAACAAGCCGUCUGUGCGGAGAAGUUACUCGCUGUGCGGGGCGGCGCACCUGCUGGCCGCCGCCGACAAGCACGCACCGGGCGGCUUGCCCCUGGCGGGCCGCGCGCUACUCUCGCAGACUUCACCGCUUUGCGCGCUGGAGGAGCUCGCCAGCAAGACCUUUAAGGGACUGGAGGUCAGCGUCCUGCAGGCAGCCGAAGGCCGCGAUGGGAUGACUAUCUUUGGGCAGCGGCAGACCCCCAAGAAGCGGCGAAAGUCCCGCACGGCCUUCACGAAUCAUCAGAUCUACGAGUUGGAGAAACGCUUCCUAUACCAGAAGUACCUGUCCCCCGCAGAUCGCGACCAAAUCGCGCAGCAGCUGGGCCUCACCAACGCGCAGGUCAUCACCUGGUUCCAGAAUCGGCGUGCCAAGCUCAAACGGGACCUAGAGGAGAUGAAGGCCGACGUGGAGUCCGCCAAGAAACUGGGCCCCAGCGGGCAGAUGGACAUCGUAGCACUGGCGGAACUGGAGCAGAACUCGGAGGCCGCCGGCGGAGGCGGCGGCGGCUGCGGCAGGGCCAAAUCCAGGCCGGGCUCUCCGGCUCUCCCCACAGGCGCGCCGCAGGCCCCCGGCGCCGGGCCCUUGCAGCUCUCUCCGGCCUCUCCGCUAACGGACCAGCGGGCUAGCAGCCAGGACUGUUCGGAGGACGAGGAAGACGAAGAGAUCGACGUGGACGAUUGAGUGGCGCUUGGGAUCUUGCACCACCCCGGGUUCCGAACGCCCGCGUGCCCGCCGCCUCCCAGACCCGACCGGACCGCCGAGGGGAGCUGGGACCUCCUCUGCAACUCCCGCCUCCUCCCUUGUCCACGCGCCCGGUGUCCAGGCCCCCCCGGCAGCCGUCUCUCCCCUCUCGAAGCAAUAAAUCCGAUCUGGCCGGCCGGGCUGGCCAUAGAACGAGGCCUCCGCCGCCCCGGAGACCUCGCCGCCGUGCAAUUUUGUAUGGCUUCUGUAUAAAUAUUUAAACCUAUAUAGCAGGUCCUUCCCUUCGCCCGCAGCCUGAUGUUUUGAUUUCUUCUUCCUUUUCUUUCGUUUCUUUCUUCUUCUUCUUUUUUAAUAUCGCAGAGAUUUCGAUGUUUUUCAAAGCUCGCUGCUGCCGGGUUGGCGGAGGGUGAGGCAGAAUGGAGAGCGGUGAAUAUUAACCCCUGGGUCUAGAAGAGGGGCAACUCCUGCCGUUUUGAUUUUUCUCUGCAUGUGGCGAAUGCACCGGCCCGCUUCCUCUUUGAUUCCCUAGGCCUAUUAAAGUUGACUUUUAAAUUUUCCUUCUGGCCUUUUCUACCCCCCUCCCCACCUCAACCGCGUGGGAAGUGGGUAAGGGCAGCAGCCAGGUCCUGACUUGCAAGUUUCAAAACCAAUCUUUCCCUCCUCCCCACAUAAGAGAAGUCUGUUUUCGGUGCCAUUUCUGCCUCCAAUGCCCACUUGCUAUAUUUUUUAAGAUUCUUCCAUCCUUUCUGCAUUUUCUCGGGUGACCACUGGUUCUUAGGGACAACGCAGGUAGCCAACCAGCCAACCGACCAUCGAAAACAGAAUCCAAAGCCCUAGAAUUAUUUUUUACUCUUUAUAGAAUUUUUUUGCAUGUGACAGAGAGAUAGAGAGGAGGCCGACCCAAUCCCUUACCCUCACCCCCUUGCAGCUCUAGGUCUGACUUGCGGUCUGCGAUGCCCUGCUCCUAGCUCGACUUGGCCAGACAAGGCCUGAUGAGGGUGGGUUCCGAGCGCCCCUUUCCUGUUCCUGCCCUCUUCUCUGCGGACUGUACCCAAGGCCUCUUUCUCCGAUAAAUAAAAGUCUUUGCC